AUGAGAAGAGCAAUGAGGAGAGAAAGAGUGUUUAGAGAGAGGGAAAAUUACCUAGAUAAAAACGAUGACAGGUAUUUAAUUGAGCGCUACCGUAUGUCACGAGGUGCAAUUGUGAGUAUAGUUGAAAUUAUAAAAGAUGACUUACUCACCGUAACCAAUCGCUCCCACGCCAUUGACCCCCAGAUACAACUUUUGAUUGCCCUGAGGUAUUAUGCAAAAGGCGGAUUUCUUUCGGAAACCGGGGACCUACAUGGGGUCAGUCGAUCCUCUGUCUCUCGCAUUACAAAGCGUGUGACAGAUGGAAUUAUCCAUCACCUGAGAGGGACGAUCAGUUUUCCGGCGGAUGUUUUACAGCUGAAGGAAGGGUUUUAUGCCAUUGCCCAUAUUCCAAAUGUUGUCGGUGCCAUCGACGGCACCUUAAUUCCUAUCAUUGCCCCUUCCGCUGACGAACAUACGUAUGUAUGUAGGAAAGGAUUUCAUGCACUGAAUAUCCAAGCUGUCGUCGACAGUAGGUGUAGAUUUAUCAACAUAGUAGCUAGGUGGCCUGGGUCUGUCCAUGACAGUUUUAUUCUGAACAAUAGCAAUUUGAGUGCAGUUUUUGAGAGACGGGAGAUUGAUGGAUGGCUACUGGGUGACUCGGGGUAUCCCCUUAGACCAUGGCUUUUGACACCCAUAGCCAAUCCAACAACACAUGCUGAUGACAGGUACAACCGCGCCCACAAGAAAACCAGAAGUGUUAUUGAAAGGGCCUUUGGUAUUUGCAAAUCUCGAUUCAUGUGUCUACAUAAAUCAGCAGGACACUUGAUGUCAUCCCCUGAGAGAAGUUGCAGGAUCAUUUAUGCAUGCUUUAUUCUGCACAAUAUAUGCAUUGAAAACAACAUUCCUUUUGCGGAGGAAGAACUUGAUGAAGAUGAAGAUGAGAUUACAUACAAUGGACCAAUAAAUGAUGGUGUUUCAACUAGACGUGCCCUAAUCCAGAGCAGGUUCUCAAAUUGA
Molecule: messenger RNA, 996 nt
Organism: Pecten maximus
Lineage: Eukaryota; Metazoa; Mollusca; Bivalvia; Pectinida; Pectinidae
Product: putative nuclease HARBI1
Source: RefSeq, a predicted model, not a curated record